Messenger RNA from Sinocyclocheilus anshuiensis, 1186 nucleotides. Its product is annotated as V-set and transmembrane domain-containing protein 4-like. Gene Ontology annotation, cellular component: membrane. Bases 93 to 1022 code for a protein of 309 amino acids. Lineage: Eukaryota; Metazoa; Chordata; Actinopteri; Cypriniformes; Cyprinidae. The record is from RefSeq and is a predicted model, not a curated record. The transcript has 7 exons.
GGGAGAAACAGAAAGAAAAGGAGAGAAAAUCCCAGGGACUCCUUUCUUUUCUUGAAGUUUAGUUGGGUUUAUGGAGCCUACGGGUCUGCAAAAUGAAGCUCUCCGCUGUUGCGAUAGUUCUCCUGACUAGAGCUUUUAUUGGAGAGCUAAGUGAAGCUCUAAAUGUUACCGUCACCCCUGGGCCAGUCAGCAUGUGUAUGCAGGGAGACAACAUCACUUUGUCCUGCUUAGUGUCUCAGAGAAAGAGAAGCAGCAAUGUCCUGGUGCUACGCUGGCUCUACUUCCCCACCCCUGAAGACGAGCACCUCGUGGUCAGGAUGGGCAUGAAGAAGAGCAAAUAUUAUGGCAACUACAGCAAACACUUUCCCCAGAGCAAGUUCCACUUGCGGGAAGAAAUGGACGGUCAGAUCUACCGUUUGCUGAUCCUGAAUGUGUCCCUGGAGGACGGGGGCAACUAUACCUGUAAAGUGCAGGAAAUACGGAAGCACAGAAACAAGUGGAGGGCCUCGUCGAAUGGAACAGGGAGCAUGGAAUUACGAGAUUUGUAUCUGUGUGCUGUGCUCAUCUGCUCUAUCGGUCUGGUCUGUAUGUUUGUCUUUGCCAUGACUAUCACAUGUCAGCACCUGCAGCACAAACGAAGACUACGAGCCAGUUAUUACCUUGUGAAGUGUCCUGAAAACAGUUCAGGAGAGACAGUUACCAGUGUGUCCAGCUCCUCUCCUGCAAUGCACAGAAAAGAGAGACGACACAAACUCAGAGACAUCACUGAACAGCUGCGACCACCACAGAUACCAGCUAAAGCACCUGUACCAAGAAAGCCACGUAGGACCAAACUUUUAAAGGCACAACCUACAAAAAUGCCAAGGGUGGUAGAGGACAGUCUGACAUAUGCAGAGCUGGAGCUGGUGAAACCGAAGCCUGAGCUGAAUACAGACUUGCCUGGAUGUGCACAACUUGAGCCUAAAACACAAUGCACGGGGACUGUAUAUGCCCAAAUACUCUUUGUGGAGAAGCAAGUGUAAAUAUGUACAGUAUAGAGUUUCAUACCAAAAUUAUUUAUGAGAUUAAAAUAUUUUUACCUACAUACUGAUGUUCUGUUAUUUCACGUGUACUAGUAUUAGUAUAAAAUCUGUCAUACAACAGCAGCAUUUUCUUAUAUAUGGGCACAUUUAUGCACCUAUGGAUU